AUGUACAGCGGCCUCAUGGGGGCGAGGCUACCUACCAUGCAGCGGUUUGCAGACAACCUGGCAUUGAAGAUGCAAGAGGAGGCCGGUUCAGGGGCACCCGAGCGGCCUGUUGAUACCCUGGACCGGCGAGCCGAUGACGAGCAGUCUGCGCAGGUGGCUCCGUGGGGCCAGUUUCGCGACGUCAUCCGUGAGGAGAUGUCGGCAGCCAUCACUGCCAUUCACGACACUGCUGCGAGACCAAUGCAGUUUAUCAUCAACAACAGCGCCCAGGCGAACGUGGAGCAGCACACAGUCAGCGCUCCACCACCAAGCCCACCCCCACCCCCGCCAGAGCCAGCGACGCUCUUGGAGGCAAAGGUCUAA
Symbiodinium natans is the source of this 363-nucleotide messenger RNA. The record is from the annotation of a GenBank genome assembly. Lineage: Eukaryota; Dinophyceae; Suessiales; Symbiodiniaceae.